UGCAGAUGGAUACAAACAGUUCUCUUGUUCACUGCCCUGGAAGGGAGGGUUGUGAAUGAGCUCUCUGUGCUUCCUUGAAGUGGGAGGAGAGAUGGAGACAGGGAGCCAGCUAGGGUGGCAGUGCAAGCUCACUCCCCGAACAUUUUCUCUCUGGGACCUGGUGGGAGUUUCCAGUCCUAGCUCCGCACCUGGGAGGAGAGAUCUCAGAGACAGCUAGCACACAUAGGAAGAAACCGUCUCCCCUGAGACUCCAGAAUCUCAAGCUAGCAGCAUGGCCCAGGCAUGGAGAGGAUGUCAUAGGGAAAGCAGUAGUGACUUCUAGAGUGGGACAAACUGCCUUGUAAGAGCUGGCACUGUUUGAGCUGCCCAGGGGGCAACUAUUCCAUGUCGGAGCAGCAUCCCAAAGCCAUUUCUGUGCAGUCUGAUCCGACUGUGCCCUGGAGAGGAGAGAAGCGGAAGAGGAAGGUUUGCAGAGAAGAACUUAAGCGAAGAAAAAGGUGACCAUGAUGCUGCACCAGAAGAAACACUGGAGGUCCAUGUGUAAGGGACUUGUCCUGGGAACCCUCCUGACCAGCUUCAUGCUGCUGCUAUACUCCUAUGCCAUUCCGCCUCUGCAAGUCAGCAUGACAGAGAUUCCUAUCCCCUAUUCCUGCUCUUCUUACCCCACCCAGGCCCGGGUGCCAGUCACAGCAAAUGGCACCCACAGUUCCCCAGGCCAGGCAUGCCAGCCAAAGUUUGAUGUCAUGUUCAUGAAGACACACAAGACAGCCAGCAGUACCAUCCUCAACAUCCUCUUCCGCUUUGGUGAGAAGCACCGCCUUAAAUUUGCAUUCCCCAAUGGCCGCAAUGACUUCUACUACCCAUCCUACUUUGAGCGGAGCCAAGUGCAAGACUACCACCCUGGCAUGUGCUUCAACAUCAUCUGCAACCAUAUGCGGUUCCACUACCAGGAGGUACGCAAGCUCUUGCCUGCUGACACCAUCUUCCUGACAGUGCUACGGGACCCUGCCUACCUCUUUGAGUCUUCCUUCCACUACUUUGGCCGUGUCAUCCCCCUCACCUGGAAGCUGUUGGGUGAAGACAAGCUAGCAGAAUUCCUCCGCGACCCCUGGCAUUACUAUGACCCCAAUGGGUUCAAUGCUCACUACCUCCUGAACCUGCUCUUCUUUGAUCUAGGCUAUGACAACAACAUGAAUGCCAACAGCCCUCUGGUGGACGAGUACAUCCAAGAGAUACACCAGCGCUUUCAUCUGGUCAUGCUGCUGGAGUACUUUGAUGAGUCUCUGGUGCUGCUGAAGGACCUUCUGUGCUGGGAGCUGGAGGACAUCCUCUACUUCAAGCUCAAUGCCCGCAAGGACUCCACUGUCUCCAAACUGACAAAUGAGCUCUAUGAGAAGGCCACCUCCUGGAACCUCAUUGAUGCAAAGCUUUAUCGCUAUUUCAACACCACUUUUUGGCACAAAGUAGAUGCCUAUGGACGGGAGCGGAUGGCAAAGGAUGUGGCUGAGCUGCAGCAAAAGAAUGAGAAGAUGAAGAGCAUAUGCAUUGAUGGGGGCCACCCAGUGGAUGCCAAUGCUAUCCAGGAGUCGUCCAUGCAACCAUGGCAACCACUGGGGGAGAAAUCAAUCCUGGGCUACAACUUGAAGAAGAAGAUCAACAAAAAGCAUCGAAAGCUGUGCCGCAAGAUGCUAACCCCGGAGAUCCAGUACUUGACUGACCUGGGUGUCAACCUUUGGCUUACCAAACUCUGGAGUCAUGUGCGGGAGUUCCUCAAGUGGUAGCAAGUGAAAGGCAGCCAUCCCCUUCCCCUGCCUCUACUGCCCCACCCCCAUUAAGGGAAGAACCAGGUGCUUUUGUUUUUGUUUCUUCUUUACAUCCAUUGGUUGGAUAUGGGACACAAUGCAUCACCGUGAGCAGACUGGCUUGAGACUCCAGCAGGGAUCAGCAAGCUAGAGACUGACUCCCAUCCUGAAGUUCUGGCUACCCUGGGAAAUAUGGUUAGAGACCCAUGUGGGUGGGAGUAAUAAAAGCAGCUGCCACUCUUCUACCUAGUACCCUACUACCAACUCUCUUGAUCUUUCCUUGGUCAACCAAUUCCACUGUCUCUUUCCAAGAGCAAGUUCAGGGCACAGGGACGGCAGAGAGAGAAGAUCUGGGCUGCAAUGUUGAGUCUAACUGUCUAAAUUUGCAUUAGCUGAGUGCAGGCCCUAAAAAAGAAAGAACAGAACACAGGACAUUGUAACAAGUUACAUGUUACUCAUCAUUUGUGGUUUUCUAUUCAAGGGAGCUUUUUCUUCUUUUUGAAAGAGUCGGAGGCAGUAUUUGUGACAGUUGGAUCCCUGUCUACCCUAAACAUGCAUUAAUAGUAAUAGAUUGGCCACAGAGCACACAGGAGACAAGCUGUCAGUCAUACAGGGGUUGCAAAUAUGUGUGCCUGACAGCUAUGGCUGUGUGUUUCAGCCUACUGAUGUGUGUAUGAUUCUCCAGAUAUGUGUUUUAUGCAUUCAAGCUUUACUCUGGCUACUAGAAUUGUUCGUGCAAUACAUUGCAAUGUGUAAAGGAAUUUCAUUGUGUGAAUGAGAGACUGAUACAGUACAUGGUGUACUCAGGGUGAGUGUGUG
Gavialis gangeticus (Gharial) is the source of this 2621-nucleotide messenger RNA. RefSeq names its product galactose-3-O-sulfotransferase 1 (gene GAL3ST1). Gene Ontology annotation, molecular function: galactosylceramide sulfotransferase activity. Gene Ontology annotation, biological process: galactosylceramide biosynthetic process; myelination. Lineage: Eukaryota; Metazoa; Chordata; Crocodylia; Gavialidae. Gene Ontology annotation, cellular component: membrane. The transcript is spliced from 3 exons. The record is from RefSeq and is a predicted model, not a curated record. The coding region runs from base 504 to 1781 and encodes 425 amino acids.